CAGACCUGCGCAUGCGUGUUGAAACCGAGUUUUUGCGCCAAACUGCAGGGUGUGAGCUAUUUUUUUCUCGUAAGUUUAGCCCAAUUUUACGAAAUUAUGCCAAAUAUCAAGCUAUUCACAGGAAGUUCUCAUCCUGACCUGGCUCAGAAGGUCGCCGACAGGCUUGGCAUUGAGAUGGGCAAGUGUACGACCAAGAAAUUCAGCAACCAGGAGACUUGUGUGGAAAUAGGCGAGAGUGUGCGUGGCGAGGAUGUGUACAUUGUGCAAAGCGGCUGUGGUGAAAUCAACGACAACCUGAUGGAACUCCUCAUCAUGAUCAACGCCUGCAAAAUUGCGUCUGCCCAACGUGUGACGGCUGUUAUUCCGUGUUUCCCGUACGCAAGACAGGACAAGAAGGACAAGAGCCGAGCUCCCAUCUCAGCUAAGCUGGUGGCUAACAUGUUGUCUGUGGCAGGAGCAGACCACAUCAUCACGAUGGACCUCCAUGCCUCACAGAUCCAGGGCUUCUUUGACAUCCCUGUUGAUAACCUGUAUGCUGAGCCUGCAGUGCUGAAGUGGAUCCAGGAACACAUUCCUGAGUGGAGGAACAGUAUCAUUGUCUCACCUGAUGCAGGGGGAGCAAAACGUGUAACUUCCAUUGCCGACCGUCUGAAUGUGGAAUUCGCCCUGAUUCACAAGGAACGGAAAAAGGCCAAUGAGGUGGCGUCCAUGGUACUUGUUGGGGAUGUGAAGGAUCGCGUAGCUAUUCUGGUGGACGACAUGGCGGACACGUGCGGAACUGUUUGUCACGCUGCUGAGAAACUGCUGUCUGCAGGUGCCCUGAAGGUGUACUCCAUCCUGACUCAUGGGAUCUUCUCUGGCCCGGCCAUCUCACGGAUAAACAAUGCUGCAUUUGAGGCCGUAGUGGUCACCAACACCAUCCCACAGGAGGAGAAGAUGAAGGCUUGUUCCAAGAUUGCGGUGAUUGACAUCUCUAUGAUCCUGGCAGAGGCUAUCCGUCGCACGCACAAUGGAGAGUCAGUGUCAUACCUCUUCAGCCAUGUCCCACUAUAACAGCAGACAUGGCUUCUCCUUGAUAGAGGCACCGACAGCAGAAGACUUUCUGUUUUCUAUACCUGUACAUUAAAUGCUUAGCACCGGGGGUUGAACUUUUUAGUCUCUUCAGCCAGUUGUGAUCCAAUGAUGUGUACUAAAAAAUAAUGUUUAGUUUGAUUGUGUGGUGAUUUUUUUUUGGGGGGGAGGUGUAUCUAGCAUUAACGUAUUAUGUUACACAGUAAUCUUACAAUUUGUAGAAUUAGGAAUCUAAAUAGGGAUAUGUUUUGCAAGCUGAAAAAAAUGUACAAAUGUGUUGUAUUAUUGUAGAAGGGUUUAGAAAGGAAAGAAUAAACAGGCUUCAAAAAAAAGUAAUCAGUUUGUGUAUAGUUUCUUUCCAUAUUUAUAUAAGUUUUGUAUACAUGUCAUACUUUGUUUGAGGUUGUUAUAAGAAAAUCAUCUUGAAACCAAUGUAUAUCCAAACUGGUCAGCCGUAGGGAGAAAUGGGAGUUCUAUUUGACAGUUGUACUGCAGAUCAAUGGGUGUGCACUCAUUGGAGCUAGCCACCUUAGCUCGGAAUAUGCUUGUUACCCUUGGGAAAUAAUAAAGGUUGGAUUUUAACAAACUUAA
Molecule: messenger RNA, 1662 nt
Organism: Branchiostoma floridae (Florida lancelet)
Lineage: Eukaryota; Metazoa; Chordata; Leptocardii; Amphioxiformes; Branchiostomatidae
Product: ribose-phosphate pyrophosphokinase 2
Exons: 7
Coding region: 97-1053 (318 amino acids)
Biological process (GO): purine nucleotide biosynthetic process; 5-phosphoribose 1-diphosphate biosynthetic process; ribonucleoside monophosphate biosynthetic process
Cellular component (GO): ribose phosphate diphosphokinase complex; cytoplasm
Molecular function (GO): magnesium ion binding; ribose phosphate diphosphokinase activity
Source: RefSeq, a predicted model, not a curated record